This is a messenger RNA of Haliaeetus leucocephalus (bald eagle), 606 nucleotides long. RefSeq names its product EF-hand calcium binding domain 9 (gene EFCAB9). Gene Ontology annotation, cellular component: cytoplasm; sperm principal piece. Gene Ontology annotation, molecular function: calcium ion sensor activity. Lineage: Eukaryota; Metazoa; Chordata; Aves; Accipitriformes; Accipitridae. The transcript is spliced from 5 exons. The record is from RefSeq and is a predicted model, not a curated record. Gene Ontology annotation, biological process: flagellated sperm motility. The coding region runs from base 1 to 606 and encodes 201 amino acids.
AUGUCAGUAAGAAAUGCUGCGGCACUGAUGGAGCAUUUCCAGCUCUUGGAUGUUCAUCGAAAGAAUUAUCUGAAUGAUCUGCAGUUUUAUUGCUUUCUCUGUUAUGUGACCGACCUGAAUAAGGACAAGAUCAUGCUGCUGUUUGACUUGCUGGACCGAAAUGUGAGGGGAAGGAUUUGCUUUAAUGAGUUCUACACAGUGGUGUACACCCUCCUGUCCCAUGAGGUGCAGGACGCGCUGAUGCCCUUCUUCAGCCUCCCCGGCAUCACCUACAACCCAGGCUGGGGAGGGACCGGUGCCCUUUCAGGGAAAAGCAGCGAGGACAGCAGGCUGCGGCGAGGGAGAGAGGCGAAUGAUCUUGAAAAGCAGUUCAUCCCCCGGCACGCGGGACGUGCUUUUCAACUGCUGGAUGUAGACAGGGAUAAUAUGAUUGAUUUUAAUGAGUUUGAAGCCAAAAGGUUUCUCUUCAACAUCCAGAAAGAAGUUAAGAAGAUAUUCAAGGACAUUGGUAUUUCUGGAGAUGAGCAACUGAACUACAGGGAAUUCAAGAUAUUUGCAGUCUUCUGCAUUGACAAACAACAAAAAGAGGAAGGGGAUCAUGAAUAG